This is a messenger RNA of Chilo suppressalis (striped riceborer), 8369 nucleotides long. NCBI's taxonomy places the organism in Eukaryota, Metazoa, Arthropoda, Insecta, Lepidoptera, Crambidae. The record is from the annotation of a GenBank genome assembly.
CUCUUGUUUGUCGGUAUCAUCAAUUGUAUCGGCAACACUUUUGUUUUGAGCUUUUUUCUGUGCUUGAAGUGUUUUUUCAGCCCUGUAGUCCUCAGAAAAUACAUUCAACACAAGUAUACUUAGGUCCCUGUUAAAUUCUUGUACAGGAUUAUAGAAAACUUUUUCAGAAACUAAAUUAAUUACAGCAGGACCCUCUUUUAUGGUUUUAUUUUUCGUUGCUUCCAUGUUGAUGAAUUUCUGUGUAAAAUAACAAUGUUAACCAAUAAAAUUAAAGAAUCAACGAAAUUUUAAUAUAAAUUUAGAACAAGUUAACACCCACAGUUAUCAAAUAUGAUGUGUUCAUAUUUAUACUUACUUAACUAUACCACAGUAGGUAAACAGAAUAGGAAAUUAAAUUGUUUAAAAUUAUGCAAUUGUUAAAAUAUUUGAGAUUACAAUGUUAUUAUUAUAUAUUUAACAGAAAUAGGAAAAGCUUUACUUACUUUACAAGAGGCACUAAAAAAGUAAUUGAAUUUUCUAAAAACAGUCAUCAACACCACAACAAAUAAUAUUGAAUUUAUUAUUUAAAUUGUAACUUCAAAUAGAAAUAGCACAGACUAGAGCAUAAUGCGACUCAGUGCUGCACAAUGCCCAAUUAUGCUGAUGCUUAAUUGGAACGCGAAUUAGUUUUCAAAUGCACCAGCAGAGUGCGCUAAGUUCAGUGUUGAAAAAAAAAGUCAAUGUACCUUCAUCCAUACUUAUAUUUAUUUUUUAACAGUUUGAAUGAACUUUGAUUAUUUAAAAAAACUAUUUAAUGACACGAAAGCUUUAAUAAUUUUUCAACAAUAAAUAAUAUUACUAACGAUAACAUAUAAAUAAAACAUUUCGAUCAAUGCCAACUUAAAGAAAAAACACUUGUUAAUUUUCUGUCUCUAAGUUGGUACCAUUGCACGCAUCACACGAAAGCAUCACUUUUGAGAGUGCUCAAUUGUGCGAAGCGUUGCUGUAGUUGGAACACUCAACGUUUAGCAUUAUGCCGCAUAAUGCGCAAUAAUGCUGUAAUUGGAAAGCAACCAUAGUAUGCUUUCCAAUUACAGAACAUAAUGCGACUCAGUGCCGCACAAUGCCCAAUUAUGCUAAUGCUUAAUUGGAACGUGAAUUAGUUUUCAAAUGCACCAGCAGAGUGCGCUAAGUUCAGUGUUGAAAAAAAAAAGUCAAUGUUUGUACCUUCAUCCAUACUUAUAUUUAUUUUUUAACAGUUUGAAUGAACUUUGAUUAUUUAAAAAAAACUAUUUAAUGAAACGAAAGCUUUAAUAAUUUUUCAACAAUAAAUAAUAUUACUGACGAUAACAUAUAAAUAAAACAUUUCGAUCAAUGCCAACUUGAAGAAAAAACACUUGUUAAUUUUCUGUCUCUAAGUUGGUACCAUUGCACGCAUCACACGAAAGCAUCACUUUUGAGAGUGCUCAAUUGUGCGAAGCGUUGCUGUAGUUGGAACACUCAACGUUAAGCAUUAUGCCGCAUAAUGCGCAAUAAUGCUGUAAUUGGAAAGCAACCAUAGUUUGUGGCAGGAAACAAUAUCGAAUUCACAGACUAAUAUUAGAACAAGUUAUUGAAUUCCUUCGAAUUCAUUCUUCUUCUUCUUCUGUUUGGAAAAUGGCGGUGCACUUUUGUGAAUUACGCCAGAUUCGAGUGAUUCAGCUUGGUUGUUCCGUAGGAAUUGACUUCAUAAGUAUAAUAAUAAGUAUAAUAUGUGAAAGAAGUAAACAAUGUACUUGAGUUUUUGUAAUUGGAUAUCUGUUGUCUUAUCUGAAAGGUAGAGACAAACACAAUAAAAAGUCAGUAAUGUUAGUUGGUUAGUCUAGAGACAAACAAUUACAAGCGUAUAUUAUUUUUGUAUAUAUAUUCACAAAGUAGGAUAAUAAAGGGAGAGUUAACAUAGGUUAGGAGUGAUUUAAAAUUCAUAGGUUUGGAAAUGUAUUUUGGAAGGAUGACAUAGAGUGAAACCGGGUAUUUUGGGCAACUAAAGAAAAUAUGUUCGGUUAUUCCUUCAUCCAGCCCGCAUUCACAUAGUGAGCUGUCUUUAACCUUAAACCUUCGAAUUCAAAUAUAAAGUUUGCGAUUGCGAAAUGUCAUUGUCAUAUGUGUACUGAUUUUUAGUUCUCGUUGCGUCCAUAAUGGCACUGCUGUUCAAGUUUCCAUACAACAUUUGACAAUGACAUUUCGCACUCGUUAACUAUUCGAACUCCUUACGUUUCGUUACUGUUGUGAGGGUACUGUACAACUAGGGAAUUGUCAAUAAGGAAAUGUUUUGUCGAUUAAACUAACCACACUUGUUGAUUAUUUGUCAAACAUGACAAAAAGGCAAAUACGAAUGGCCAAGUGAAGUGCCAUCAUAACAUUGAACGUGAUCAUGCAUUUUCGUUGUGUUGCAAUACGCUUGUUUCAAUACAAAGAGAGGUGCUUGUGGAUAUACUGUACUUCCAGGGCCCAAAAGUAAAAACUUCAGUUAUGUUGGUUGUAAUUUCGCAUUUUUGUUGUUAAAAAGGUUUCUGUUAACCACAUUAUUAAAAAAAAUGUCACACUUAUGCACUGGUAGUUUUUUAGAAAAAAAUAUUGAAAAUUUUUACUUUUCUUGUCAAGUGGUGAUACUUCACACUAGGUUAGGUUAGGUUAGUGUUGUGACCAUAACGCGCGAGCCGAGCGAGCAAAGCGAGCGUGCCGCGGCAGCGGCCGGCGAAGCGCCAGAAAAAAAAAUCUGUUAAAUGGACCUUUUCUACAAAAAAAAAGCAACUAUCACCUUUUGGGCCCUGGAAGUACAGUUUUACCAUUUAUUCUGCUAUAAUAUUAUUACAGCGUAGUCUAGACAUACCUUAAUAAAUUUUGACAUUGACAGACAAGAUGAUCACUGACAUUCCCGUUCCUGAGAGUCUUGAAGAAUCUGGAAAUAUAACCUUAUUUUUUAUAAGUCCGUGAAAAUAAAUAAUUCUGAAUGAACACUGAUAUUAAAUUGUGCAGUUUUUAAGAAGUGCACGAAAUGCAGUCUGCUAGUGUCUUAUUGAGAAACUCUAUACUCUUCCACCCAACUUUGAAGAGUUGUCGGUUGUCUCAUAAUAUUUCUAAAGUUGCAUCACACAAGAAACCGGCAGAGGUUCAAAGAUUAUUAUUUUCAACCAGACACUAUUCUCAAGUGAAAAAUUCCCGAGUGUGUUGUCUAAGUAAUAACGGAUUUGGAUCGCUACAGAAGCAAAUAGGCGUUGCGAGGUUAUAUUCUACUAAUAACAAGAAUGAUCCGCCUGAAGAAGAGCCUGAAAUCAAGGAUGAAACCCCACUGUUUUCUAGCCAAUUGCCAGCGACAGUGGCUGUGCCGGAAGUAUGGCCACAAGUCCCUGUUAUUGCUAUCAACAGAAAUCCUGUUUUCCCAAGAUUCAUCAAGUUAAUAGAGAUAUCAAAUCCUACACUAAUAGACUUAAUAAGACGAAAAGUAAAAUUGAAUCAACCAUAUGUUGGAAUAUUCUUACGCAAAAAAGAAGAUGAAAAGUCUGAUGUUGUAUCUAACUUGGAUGAUUUGCAUCAAGUUGGUGUUUUUGCACAAAUUCAUGAGAUGCAAGACAUGGACUAUAAACUGAGGCUCGUGGUGAUGGCUCACCGGAGAAUAAAGAUCACAGGACAAUUUAUUGAAGAAGAAAUUGAGACUGGUCCUGCCGAAUCAGACGCCGAGAGGCGGCGGCGCAAGCAUCGGAGCACAAGGAAACAGAGGUCUGAGCCUGAAGUAACCGACACAGAAAAGGAAGCACCUAAAAAACCACCUCCAGACCAAGUCAUGAUGGUUAAAGUCGAAAACAUGAUGCACGAGAAGUUCCAACAGACCGAAGAAGUAAAAGCAUUAACACAAGAAGUCAUCAAGACCAUCAGAGAUAUUAUUAAUUUGAAUCCAUUGUACAGGGAAUCGCUUCACCACAUGCUGGCGCAGGGGCAGCGCGUGGUGGACAACCCCGUGUACCUCAGCGACCUCGGCGCCGCGCUCACCGGGGCCGAGCCUGCCGACCUGCAGGCCAUCCUCGAGGAGAUGGACAUUCCAAAAAGACUGAUGUUGUCUCUUUCCCUUUUGAAGAAAGAGUAUGAAUUAUCAAAAUUGCAACAGAAGAUAGGCAAGGAAGUCGAGGAGAAAGUGAAACAGCAACAUAGAAAGUACAUAUUGCAUGAACAACUUAAGGUAAUAAAAAAAGAGUUAGGCCUAGAGAAGGACGACAAAGACGCGAUCGGGGAGAAGUUUCGAGAACGGCUCGCCAACAAGACGGUGCCGGCCGCCGUGCAGACCGUCAUCGACGAGGAACUCAACAAACUCAACUUUCUGGAGAGCCACAGCUCCGAGUUCAAUGUAACACGGUGCUAUUUAGACUGGCUAACUUCUCUACCCUGGGGCAUAACUUCCGAAGAGAACUUGAAGCUGGAAGACGCACAGGUGAUCCUAGAUGAAGAUCACUACGGCAUGGAGGAUAUAAAGAAGCGAAUUCUGGAAUUCAUAGCCGUCUCACAGUUAAAAGGCACUACUCAAGGCAAGAUACUGUGCUUCCAUGGACCACCUGGGGUCGGAAAGACUAGUAUAGCACGAUCGAUCGCUCGCGCACUAAACCGCCAAUACUUCCGUUUCUCCGUGGGCGGUAUGACUGACGUGGCUGAAAUCAAAGGCCAUCGCCGCACUUACGUGGGUGCCAUGCCUGGCAAACUGGUGCAGUGCCUCAAGAAGACCCAGACGGAGAACCCACUCGUACUUAUAGAUGAGGUCGACAAGAUCGGCAAGGGAGUGCACGGCGACCCUGCAUCCGCGUUACUGGAACUGCUAGACCCUGAACAGAACGCGAACUUCCUCGACCAUUACCUGGACGUGCCCGUGGACCUCGCGCGCGUACUCUUCAUCUGCACCGCCAACGUGGUGGAGCUCAUACCGGAGCCUCUGCGGGACCGUAUGGAGCUCAUCGACAUGUCCGGUUACGUGGCUGAAGAGAAGUUGGCCAUAGCCCAGCAAUACCUCGUGCCGGCCGCGCUCCGGAACUGCGGCCUGGACCAGCAGCAGCUGCAACUGUCACCGUCUGCGUUGCAUACCUUGAUACGCGCCUACUGUCGCGAGAGCGGCGUACGGAAUCUGCAGAAACAUAUUGAGAAGAUCGCUCGAAAGGUGGCGUACAAGAUUGUGAAGAAGGAGACAGAUGAAUUAGUAGUGACGGACGAUAAUCUAUCGGAGUUGGUCGGGAAACCGACGUUUAAACACGACCGCAUGUAUGAUGACACGCCGCCGGGAAUCGUUAUGGGAUUAGCAUGGACCGCCAUGGGCGGUAGUUCCCUAUACAUCGAGACGGCACUCCGGUCGCCCAUAAAGGCAGACGCUGGUGAUAAACCGUCUCUAGGCUCACUGGAACUGACGGGCCACCUCGGAGACGUGAUGAAGGAAUCCGCCAGAAUCGCACUUACUGUAGCCAGAAACUACCUAGCUGAGCAUCAUCCGGAGAAUGACUUCCUUAAUACCAGUCACAUUCACCUGCACGUGCCAGAGGGCGCGACCCCCAAAGAUGGUCCGUCAGCCGGCGUGACCAUCACCACCGCGCUCAUAUCGCUCGCCCUCAAGACCGCGGUGAAGCAACAACUGGCCAUGACAGGGGAGGUGUCCCUCACCGGCCGCGUGCUGCCUGUGGGCGGCAUCAAGGAGAAGAUCAUCGCCGCGAAACGCGUGGGUGUUAAUUGCGUGAUCUUACCCGAGGAGAAUCGACGGGACUUCGACGACUUGCCUGCAUUCAUCCGCGCCGAUAUCGACGUACACUUCGUGCAGCACUACGACGACGUCUACCGCGCCGCAUUCCCGCAGGCUGCAGAUAUGGAAAAAAAGGCGUUCUCCUGCUAGCAGAUAAAGGCAAUGGACAAGAGUUUUUAGAUUAAUCAUAAUAAACAACUAACUGUUAUAAAUAUUGUUUCAUUUAUUUACAUUUUAUAUCAAUGUUGCAUAUACUUAUUUUAGGAGUUAAUAUAUUAUACACUUCGUAAUAUGUUUAUCAUUUCUUCAAGUGCUUUCUACCUUCUUCAAGUAGUUGUAUUAAAACUGGAUAAACUUCAUCAUAUGUGGUGAUUUGGUUUUGCCUCACAUGAUUUUGGUACCUCUGUAAGGCACCAGCAACAAACUCCAGUCUUUCCCUUUCGUUUUUAUGGGUGUCAAGCCACUGCAUAAGCUUUUGGAUGUUCCAACCAGCGCAAGUGUGAGGUGCUAACAGUUGAGGGCCAGCAUGCGAAAAUAGGAACAUCAUCACAAAGGAAUAUGGUAAACAUGCACCUUCUGACUGGCUCUUGGCAACCUCUUGGGGUGUUUUCUCUAAAAGUAAAUGUAAAGCCUUUAGAUGCCUGUAAUGAUCUCCAAGUUCGGACAUAUCAUUCACAAGAGGUGACAAGGCAGUUUCCAAAUGCUUGCAGUCAAUUUGAAGUUUAACUCUUCCAAACUUACUCAGAGGUCUAGCAUUACAGACAUGUUGUGUAAAUCUCUCUAUACAAGCUAUAGCAAUGUUCAGACAGCAUUCAUUAAGAGCGGACUUUUCUUGGUACAUGGAUAGGUAAAUAUCCUUGCAUCUGGAUACAAACUGUUGAAGUUCUUUCAUGUAAGGGGAACAUGAUAAGGACUUUCCUGUUGGAUCAUCCGCUCUCACUAAAUCAGGUUCGUCAUGCAUUGUCAUCAGAAUGAUGUAUAAGGAAUUCUUUAUAGAUUCAGCAAAUAACUGCAAUACUGGGAAACUUGUGAUGUCUUUCAGGCUGUUCUGCACAAUUUGAAUACUUUCUGGUGGAAGUAUGGUGUUCAUGUUUACAAGAACUCUUUUGAUUUGUGAUGAGAAAUAAUAUAAGGAGUUGCAGAGAUCUGCAUUCUUCUGUUGAGAACUGGUUGGUGAUUCUAUAAUUUGAGCAACAUCACUAUCCAUGGACAAUCUUUGUUCACCUUCCAUAUUCAUUUGCUUGAUAGACUUGGCUACACUAUUUGCUAAACUAAUACUCAGUUGUUUGUCACCAAGUGAAAUGCUGAGUGCUUCAGCUAUUACCCUGACUGCAUUAUCUAUUUGGUCCAUGCUGGGCACUUGACUCAGAUGCCACAUAGUCCUGACAGGCUCCAGCAGUUUUCCUAACGACUUUGAUAAGAAAGAAUUCUCCCAUUUUGUCAUACUGGACCUGUUCAUUUCCAAAUCUUUACAUUUAAGUUUUGACAGCAAGUCAUUGAAACAUUUCAGCAGUUUAGGAUAGUCAAUCUCAAUUGACUGAUUUACAUUCUGUGGGCUCUUCUCCAGCUCAGUGCUAAAAAUUAUUAAUAAGUUGGACCAAAAGUUUUUUGUUAUACUUCUAAAGUUUCCAAUAGCAUGCAAUUCAUUUAUGGCAUUCUGUAACAUUAUUACUUUAGUGCAUCCAUUAUAGAUUUCUACUUUAAAAAGUUUCUCUAUGUUAUCCCACAGUUUUAUUUUGAAAUCUUGUGCAUUCAUAAUAUUUGCUUUUCCUGGGGCUAUUCUUCCAGAACUAGAUUUUUUCACUUCUAUUGAAACCAUUUGCACAUUUAAGGCAGUUGCUAUUUCUCUUUGCAAUUCAUUUAGUAUACUUUGAAUAGUAUCCUUUAUUUGUUCAUCAGUACUUUGUAAGUUAUGGAAAACUUUAAAACAUUGAAGUAACUUAGCCUUAUCACCAUUUAGGAGGCUGGAUUGUAAGGCAGCUGUGGAAUUUGUUAGUAAUUCUUUUCUUCUAUGCUCCACUUUCUUUAAUACCUCUUCUAAGAGAAUUAUAUCUUUGAAGUCAUAAUCACUAAUUAACUCAUUAAGUUCAAAAAGGAUAAUGGCCUCUUUUGCUGGAUAAUCCCCAACACUUUGAAGUUUAUUCCAUAAAGAUAUUAUUUUAGCACUAUGUCUAAGCAAAUUACAAGUGGUCUGAACUCUUUCUAACAUUAAAGUUUGAUUUUCGAGGGCAUAAUAAGGAAUGUGAAUGCGAUCUUUUAGUUUUUCAGCACCUUUCAAUAGAUUUUGCACUUGGUUUUGUACCGAUUCUAACGUAGUUUCUAGGUCUGUUAUGUGACUGGCUUGGGUUAACAGAUCAUUAUGUUUAGCCAAAACUUGUCUUUCAAGGCUUUUUCCUAGUUUUUCAAUGCCCAAGGCGAGUUUUGUGACUUGAUCCGUAACCGAGAUAGUUUCACCGGAGAUGGGUUUUAUAGUUUCGUCUAAGAAUUUACUAUAAAACUCAUCGUUUUCAAUUUCAACACAGACAUCUUUGGCAUCCAUCAUUACUAUUCCAUUAAAUAUACUUAACGUUAACUUUUAUUAAAAACUCAGAAUUAAAAGAUUUACGAAACAAGAAUGUUAUCAUGUCACGUCACAUAAACU